This is a messenger RNA of Bipolaris sorokiniana ND90Pr, 1889 nucleotides long. RefSeq lists its product as uncharacterized. Bases 110 to 1807 code for a protein of 565 amino acids. The record is from RefSeq and is a predicted model, not a curated record. The transcript has 2 exons. NCBI's taxonomy places the organism in Eukaryota, Fungi, Ascomycota, Dothideomycetes, Pleosporales, Pleosporaceae.
GCAUCCGUCACCGCCAUCGCUCUCGCCCACAAUCGAUACUGAGCACGCGACCUCCAAACAGCUCCCCCUCUGCGGAGGCGAGAGUCUGUGAGGACUGCUCCACAUCAUCAUGAUAAUACAGCGCAAUUUGUACAGCCCUUCUGCCCCAGAGCCCCGGACUCGCCUGACCAACAAUCCCACGCUCUUGUACAGCUGGUGGUGCACCAUUUUCUCCGCUGUCAUCAUAGGCGUCCGCCUGUUCGGCCGCUACAUUCGCAAUGAAUGCCUGUUCCGCGAAGACAAGGUCAUGGCGCUCAGCAUCUUUCCCCUCUUUGCGCGCAUGGGCUUUGUGCACGUUGUCUUGAUCUACGGCACAAACAAUGUCGAUGUUACCGGCUUGACAGACCCAGUUAGAAUUCACCAUCGAGAGAUUGGUUCGCGCAUGGUCCUUGCAGCGAGGAUCUUCUAUGCGCUGUUCAUCUGGUUAGCCAAGUUCACCGUUUCAGAGUUCCUCAAGCGCUUGACAGAACGCUUCUGGAAAAAAGGAUACGAAUGGGGACUGCGCGGUAUUCGCAUAUUCCUCGUCGUUACCUUUUUCAUGGUUUUAGUUGCUACCUUUACUGAGUGUCGUCCAGUCACUCACUACUGGCAAGUCGUUCCCGAUCCGGGUCCGCAGUGUCGCCAGGGUUAUGCUCAACUCCUCACCAUGGGCAUUGCUGAUAUCGUCACCGACAUUCUCCUGAUUGCCUUUCCGAUUCCAAUCAUUAUUCGCUCAGGCAUGCCCUUGAGGCGCAAGGUCUCCCUAGUGGCACUGUUCUCUCUAUCACUUGGUCUCAUCAUCGUCACCGGGGCUCGCAUGCCUCUAGUCAUUGAAAAGAAGGGCCUUCAGCAAUUCCGUACUGUUUUUGCCUCUUCCGAAAUCCUGGCUGCCGCCAUCGUGUCCAACGCAAUCAUCCUAGGGUCAUUCCUUCGCGAUCGAGGUGUCAAGAAACCAAAAUUCAAGGCGCCCUCGACUACUGACAGCGCCGAGCGUAGAGGGUCAUCGCGCCGCUUUACAGACCAGCCCCGCAGCAGCGAUGAAGACCUUGCACGAUCACUGGGUUAUAGGACCAAGCCCGAGCUCUUGGAGAAAACGCCAAGCGUACCCAGACCAGCUCCAGUGGCGAACCUCGACCUCUUGCAGCCUGCAAGGCAGUCUGGCCCUUUUGCAAACAACAACUGGAAAUUUCCAGACGAAGAGGGAAGUGUAUCACAUGGUGAGGACCCCUCGCACUCAGAGGUUGACGACAUCCGGGACCCAAUGCCCAGUCCCCGCGGCGGCAGACGGGUAUCCUGGUUUGAUGUGGGUGGUCUACUGGAACAACCAGGAGUAACCCCUUCGCCCACAGACUCUGUGGUUGCUCACGAUUUCGCGACGCAACCCAGAAGAGGCUCCCGAGCUUCAAACUCAAUCAUGUCGGCCGGGCGCGCGUUUCUUCCACAAGGUCGACGAAACUCCCGGCUCUCACAGCAUUCCGAAGACCUCGAAAUGUCAUGCCGGCCGAACCAACAGCUGCAGGAUCUGGGUGGUCUGCUGCCUGGACACCGUGAGCAAGAAGAAUCACCGUCCACUCCAACUUCAACCCCCAGCCCUUCGGUGGCUCCUCGGUACGCGCCUAUACACCGCACAUCGACACGCUCAACACGAACAAGCUAUGAUGUGCCUUCUCUACAAGACCCUGGAGGCUUGCUUUUAUCCGUACCCUCUGCUACGUCCCUUCAGCGCACCCCUACAAAUCACAGCCGUGACGCGCCUGCGUUGCAGGACGCCGGUGGGCUGCUUGGGUGAUGACCUCCAUUUCUCUUAUCCUUAAUGUUCCUCUUGUUUGAUACCCCGGCCUCAGCGGCCUUUUCAUUUGCAUAGCCUGCAC